AUGACCAGCCUCCUCCUUCUCAGCCGACUCAACCUCCCCGAGCUUGCUAAAGGAAAGCGAGUGAACAUUUACACGGAUAGCCGAUAUGCUUUUGCAACGGCCCACAUCCACGGGGCCAUAUACCGCCAGCGGGGGCUUCUGACCUCCGCAGGAAAAGAAAUAAAACACAAACAGGAAAUCCUCCAGUUGCUCGCUGCAGUUAUGUUGCCCCAGAAGGUGGCGAUAAUACACUGUAACAGUCACCAGAAAGGGACUGAUCCCGUCACAAGGGGAAACAACCUGGCCGAUCAGGCAGCAAAAUCUGCAGCCAUGGGAGACUCACAGAUGUUGGUGACUGAUGUCAAAGAUUCUCCUCAAAAGGAGAAAGCUCAGAUUAACCAAACCCCUAAAACACCUGAUUUGACUGCUUACAUACAACAGGCCCACCGGCUCACUCAUUUGGGAGCUAAAAAGCUAAGCCUACUGGCCCAACGCCAAGACUUCCCAGGGGCAUCCCCCACUGCCAUACGUCAGGUCGCCAAUCGGGUGGUGGCUAAUUGUGAGGCAUGUCAAUUGACCAAUGCCUACCCUGCCAAGCUGGCCCCCGGCAAAAGGCUACGCGGCACCAGACCUGGACAAUACUGGGAAGUGGACUUUACAGAAGUUAAGCCUGCCCGAUGCGGACUAAAAUAUCUGCUAGUUUUUGUAGACACCUUUUCUGGAUGGACUGAGGCUUUUCCUACCAAAAAGGAAACCGCUGCCGUGGUAACAAAAAAAUUGAUGGAAGAAAUAUUUCCCCGGUUCGGAUUGCCAAAGGUAAUAGGGUCUGAUAAUGGACCGGCGUUUGUGGCUAAGGCUCAUCGCCCUUGACAACCUGCAGAGGGACGUGUGGACGCAGCUA
Cavia porcellus (domestic guinea pig) is the source of this 880-nucleotide messenger RNA. RefSeq lists its product as uncharacterized. Gene Ontology annotation, molecular function: RNA-DNA hybrid ribonuclease activity; nucleic acid binding. Gene Ontology annotation, biological process: DNA integration. Bases 1 to 849 code for a protein of 282 amino acids. The transcript is spliced from 3 exons. NCBI's taxonomy places the organism in Eukaryota, Metazoa, Chordata, Mammalia, Rodentia, Caviidae. The record is from RefSeq and is a predicted model, not a curated record.